GGCUAGACGGCUGUGAAUAGUGUGAAAAAGUCUGGGUGUUUGAAAGGAUGGCGAAAGCUUACGGGUUGUUUGGAGGAAAGCUAACACAGUGGACGGGGCAUGGAGAGGAUAAGAUUGUCCAUAGCACCAGAAGAAGUACGCUGUACAUUGGACAGGAUUCCAUUUGCGACAUCCAGCUAAAGGAACCCAACGUUGAGCCCUUCCACUGCAGUAUUGGGAUAGGAGCGCUUGAUAUGAUUCAAAUCAAAAAUCUGUCUACUGAUAAUCCAGUCCAGCUCAAUGGGGUUUCAGUAGUUGAAGAGGAGUUCCUCAAGUCCGGGGACUGUUUUAAUAUUGCGGAUCACAAGUUUUUGUGGGAACUUGUAACACCGAAAGAGGACACUGAUGAAGACGUAAGAGAAGAAGUCAACAACAAUACAAUCGAGUCAAAAAAACAAUCGACAGAAGAUGAAGAAAAUACCACAAAGAGAUCUCUUCGGGAUAGAAACACCAACGUUAAUUAUUCGGAUAGAAGUUAUCAUCCCAAUCGACGAGCUAAACAGACGAAGAACACAAAGGACGAAAACAAAACCACUGGAAAAAUCAAGGACGAUGUCAAGAAAUCUUCAAACGGAGGGCAAGGAGUCAUAAACAAGGCUGAAAAGGAACUUCCGGAAGUUCCAUAUACUCUCAGGAGCCGGGUGAAAAAAGGAAAAAUGAUGCCGCUGUUUUAG
Phlebotomus argentipes is the source of this 713-nucleotide messenger RNA. Its product is annotated as proliferation marker protein Ki-67-like. The transcript is spliced from 3 exons. The coding region runs from base 48 to 713 and encodes 221 amino acids. Lineage: Eukaryota; Metazoa; Arthropoda; Insecta; Diptera; Psychodidae. Gene Ontology annotation, molecular function: protein binding. The record is from RefSeq and is a predicted model, not a curated record.